ACACCGGUCUCCCCUCUACUUGUUCACACACGCACUCGCCUUCACGCCGAGUGUGUCUCAAUAAAGUGGCGGUGGAUGUCACCAAGAUAAAGUCAAUGUUUCUUCUUCCCCGUGCCGAUCCGCUUGGCCCCGGAGACAUAACAGCUCGUCCUUCAAGGACCCCUUCCCGCUGAGCUCCCCUCCUCCGGUCAGGAUGUCAUGGCGUCCUCAGUACCGCAGCUCCAAGUUCCGGCACGUGUACGGCAAAGCGGCGACCAAGGAGAGCUGCUACGACGGCGUGCCCAUCACCCGCAGCGUCCAGGACAACAACUUCUGCGCUGUCAACCCUCGAUUCCUCGCCGUCAUCACAGAGUGUGCGGGGGGCGGGGCUUUCCUGGUCAUCUCGCUCCAUCACACGGGUAAAGUGGACCCUCACCACCCGCGAGUGUCGGGCCACCGUGGCAACGUUCUGGACGUGAAAUGGAACCCCUUCAAUGACUACUGCAUCGCUUCCUGCUCCGAGGACUCCACGGUGAAAGUGUGGGAGAUCCCUCCUCACGGCCUCUUCAAGAACAUGACGGUGCCCUGGAAGGAGCUGCAGGGCCACAGUCGGCGGGUGGGCCUCAUCGAGUGGCAUCCCACCGCCAACAACAUUCUCUUUAGCACAGCGUACGAUUACAAGGUGAUGAUCUGGAACCUGGACUGCCCGGAGCAGGUGAUCAAGAAUCCCGUGCGGACCAUCGGCCACCACGCCGACGUGGUGCUGUCCAUGUCCUUCAACGCCGACGCCAGCCUCAUGGCCACCACCUGCAAGGACAGGAAGGUGCGACUCAUGGAGCCGCGUUCGGGGACGCUGCUGCAGGAAGCCAGCUGUAAGACGCACAAGUCCAGUAAGGUCGUGAUUCUGGACAACGUCAACAAGCUGCUCACUUCGGGAACGUCCAGAUGGAACGAUAGACAGGUCGCGCUUUGGGAUCUGGACGACUUGUCAGUGCCUUUGUUAGAGGAAAACCUGGACGGUUCGUCAGGGUUCCUCUUCCCGUUCUACGACCCCGACACGCACAUGCUGUACCUUGCCGGGAAGGGCGACGGGAACAUCAGAUACUACGAAAUCAGCUCGGAAAAGCCAUACAUCCACUUCCUGACGGAGUACCGAUCCAAUUUACCUCAGAAAGGGAUGGGUGUGAUGCCAAAGCGAGGCCUGGACGUGAGUUUGUGCGAAGUGUUUCGUUUCUACAAACUGGUGACCGUCAAGUCCCUCAUAGAGCCCCUGUCCAUGAUCGUGCCUCGCCGGUCAGAGUCUUACCAGGAGGACAUCUACCCCAUGACGCCCGGCAACAAGGCCGCCUUGACGGCCGACGAGUGGCUGAGCGGCAUCGACAAAGGCCCGGUUCUAAUGUCGCUGCGACCCGGGCAUCCGACCGACGAAACACACGGCGAGACCGACAAAGGCCCGGGCAGGCCCCACGCGCGAACGUACGCUAUUCACGAGCGUUCGUCCGCCGCUGACGGCGAGCCGGACGAGAACGGCGGGACGUCGCUCAGCAACGGGCGACGCGACUUCUCCCUCUGUUCGCCACCUAAGACGGAAAAUGAGCUUCGCAUCAAGUUCCACAAGCAGCAGGACGAGAUCCGGCGGCUGCUGGAGCUUCUGCAGCAGCGUGAUGUGCACAUCAAGCAACUGGAGCUUCAGAUCAACAAUAUGAAAAACACGCAGCGCAAUUCUUCGCUUUAGCAAUUUUUUUUCCAGUUCUACACACAGAAGGUGAUGUAAAUACACUCAGUGAUUUUUACCAACACACUUUUUUCUCAUUGUCUGCCAUUGACAGCGAUGGACGUCCAAUCCGUUUUGACUGGGAGGGGCGAAUAAACGAAUGUUUGAUAGAUUAAUGUGUUGAUAACUUUGAUAGUUUGAGCUGUCGUCUAAUUUUGCAGUUAAUUGAUGAAUUACGUAGAUUAAUCUGUCACCUAGAUUUGCGAUUAAUCUAAUUUCUUUCAUCAUUUUAUACUGCGCGUUUUUUCGGCAUGCCGCACAGCCCGAACCGUUUGAUCGAUCGGCACCGGUCAAACAUCGAAACGACAGGAAUUUAUCUGUCGUCUAAUUUUGCAGCUAAACCGAUUUUGCGAUUAAUAGAUAGAUUUGAUAGAUUCAUCUGUUUAAUCAUUUUGCAGUUAAUCAAUGGUUUACAUAGAUUAAUCUGUCACCUAAUUUUAAUCUUAAUCUAAUUUGUGAUUAUUUGUGACUCAGUUCAUGAUUAAUCAAUUAUUUUUAUUUAUUGAGGCAUUUGAUAGAAUGUUUCAAUAUAAUGUCGCAACCCAUCAAAUUUUUUGAGAGAAAUCUUUCGAAUGUUGUUGCUAUUUUUUUUAAAUUUUGCGAUCAAUCGACGAUUUUGGUAGAUUAUCCCGUCGUCUAAUUUUGUAGUUUAUCUAAUUUCGAGAUAAAUCGAUAGAUUUGAUAGAUUCAUCCGUUGACUCAUUUGGCAACCAAUCAAAUUGUGCGAUUAAUCGAUGGAUUUGAUAGAUUACUCUGUUGAUUAAUUUUGCAGUAAACUGAUGAAUUACAUAGGUUAAUCUGUCACCUAAUUUUAAUCUUGUGAUUAUUUGUGACUCAGUUCACGAUUAAUCUAUUUUUUUAAUUUAUUGAGGCGUUUGCUAUAUUGUUUCAAUAUAAUGUCGCAACUCAUCAAAUUUUUCGAGAGAAAUCUUUCGAAUGUUGUUGCUAUUUUUUUUUUUUUUUUUUUUGAGAUUAAUCGAUGAUUUUGGGAGAUUAUCCUGUCGUCUAAUUUUGUAGUUCAUCUAAUUUUGAGAUAAAUCAAUAGAUUUGAUAGAUUCAUCCUUUGACUCGUUUGGCAACCAAUCAAAUUUUGCGAUUAAUCAAUGGAUUUGAUAGAUGACUCUGUUGAUUAAUUUUGCAGUAAACUGAUGAAUUACAUUGGUUAAUCUGUCACCUAAUUUUAAUCUUAAUCUAAUUUGUGAUUAUUUGUGACUCGGUUAACAAUUAAUCUAAUUUUUUUAUUUAUUGAGGCGUUAGAUAUAUUGUUUCAAUAUAAUGUCGCAACUCAUCAAAUUUUUUGAGAGAAAUCUUUCGAACGUUGUUGCUAUUUUUUUAUUUUGCGAUUAAUCGAUGAUUUUGGGAGAUUAUCCCGUCGUCUAAUUUUGUAGUUCAUCUAAUUUCGAGAUAAAUCGAUAGAUUUGAUAGAUUCAUCCGUUGACUCAUUUGGCAACCAAUCAAAUUUUGCGAUUAAUCGAUGGAUUUGAUAGAUUACUCUGUUGAUUAAUUUUGCAGUAAACUGAUGAAUUACAUAGGUUAAUCUGUCACCUGAUUUUAAUCCUAAUCCAAUUUAUGAUUAUUUGUGACUCGGUUCACAAGUAAUCUAAUUUUUUUGAUUUAUUGAGGCGUUUGAUAUAUUGUUUCAAUAUCAUGUCGCAACUCAUCAAAUUUUUUGAGAGAAAUCGUUCGAAUGUUGUUGCUUUUUUUUAUUUUAUUUUGCGAUUAAUCGAUGAUUUUGGGAGAUUAUCCCGUCGUCUGAUUUUGUAGUUCAUCUAAUUUUGAGAUGAAUCGAUAGAUUUGAUAGAUUCAUCCGUUGACUCAUUUGGCAACCAAUCAAAUUUUGCGAUUAAUCAAUGAGUUUGACGGAUUAUUCAACUGUAUCGACUAAUUUUGCGAUGAAUGGCUGAAUUUUGAUAGAUGAAUCUGUCCACCCAUUUUUGAUUAUUCGGUGAAUUUUGAUGGAAAUGAGACGUGAGCAUUAACUGCCGAACCUCCCUCUCAAAACGAAUUGGACGUCUAGUGCUGUCAAUGGCAGGCAAUGAUUUUUUUCCCCUUUUUUUAAAUAACGCAGCUAUGCAACUUUUAAAACUUUUUUUAAGGGCUUUUUAUGAGCACACAAAAAUGAUGCGUGAUCGUAUUCAAACACUUUUUAAGUUCUGAAAAGUACACUGGAAAGAAAAAAAUACAAUUGUGUGGAAAAAAAAAAGAAUAAUAAAUGUCAAAUAUUUUCAAGGAGACGUUUGUAAUUUUUUAUUACAAAAUUGAAUAGUCAUUUUUUUUGCGAAAUUACUUGAAUUUCCCAUUUUUAUGAUUUUCCUAAAAUGAAAUACUCUUCUCAAAAUUGUAAUUUAUUCCUGUAAUAUUUCCACUUUUAUUUAAUUUUUAUGUAUUGAAGUAAUAAUUUAUAUGCUUCUUUUUUUUAAAUCUCAGAAAUAUAAAUAUGCACAAUAUUUUGUGAAUGAACCUUUGGAGAAAACAUUUUUUGGAAAGCCAAAAUAUGAAAACAAUUUUUUGAGGAAGAAAAAAAAUCUUUCAUGCUUUUUCAGAAUCAACUCAAAAUUUUUGUCGAUAUUAAAUGGAAUAUAGAAAGAAUAACAAAAUAAAAUUGCUUAAUUUUGUUUGUCAUCACAUUUUUAAUUCAUUCACAUUCAAUACUUUUAUUUUGCCAAAUAAUGGUCCUAGUUUACUGAUAAAUUUAAACAAAAUUUCGUUAAUGUUAUUACAUUUCUGGAAGUAUUCCAUCAUUUUUCUGUGUAAAUUGGCAAAAAUUGCAACAUGCCUUGAAAAAGUUUACAAUAUUCAACAAAUAUGCUGUUAUUUUUCUUCUUUUCAGUGUACUGAUAUUGUGCUUCCACCUUCUUUGCUUUUUUACAUAAAAAAUUACUGUAUAAUUUGAAAUAUUUUCACUCUUUUGAUGAUCUUUUGCACACUUGGAGAAAACAGUCAUCCUCAUCUCUCGUUCUUGUGUUGAAAUCAGGAAGUCAAGACAAGUGUUUGACAUGAUAAAAAAAGCUUUCUUGACUGAUGUGGCGUCAAUGUGAAAAAAAAAAUCAAUAUAUAUUUAGAUUUCACCAAUCAGCACCACUUGUUCGCUUCCCUUUGACUUUUCAUCUCAGCUGGAGAAAAUGUCACGCACAUGCAAAAAUGCAUUAUUGUUCACGUUAUGUAUG
Corythoichthys intestinalis (scribbled pipefish) is the source of this 4920-nucleotide messenger RNA. It is a transcript of the gene coro2aa, whose product is annotated as coronin 2Aa. The transcript is spliced from 12 exons. Gene Ontology annotation, molecular function: actin filament binding. Bases 194 to 1714 code for a protein of 506 amino acids. NCBI's taxonomy places the organism in Eukaryota, Metazoa, Chordata, Actinopteri, Syngnathiformes, Syngnathidae. The record is from RefSeq and is a predicted model, not a curated record.